GUCUGUUUUACAUCAUCACCCCACACUCCACCCCUAUUCUCCCUUAUAAAGGGAAAUGGCAGAUACGUUAUUGUGGGCAUUGAUAUCUACCAGAUUUACCUGCAGACACACAGUAGAAAAUAAAGACAAAGAAAAUGGUGGGCACAACUUUGAGAACUCAAAAUCAGACAGAGAACACAACAAACAUCAACACAGUGGCAAACCAAAUCUUAUCAAGCACCGAUAUCUUAAAGAUCUGCAUAUAUCUUGUCAUCUUGAUCAUGGGUGUCAUUGGAAAUGGACUUGUCAUCUAUGUGACCGGCUACAAAAUGAAGACGACAGUCAACUCCGUUUGGUUUCUCAAUUUGGCGAUUGCAGACUUCAUUUUCGUUUUCUGUUUGAUUAUCAACAUAAUUUUUACCUUCAACAAUAAGGUUUGGCCCUUCAGCGACUCAGUGUGUAAAUUAUCAUCGUUGGUCACAGUACUAAAUAUGUUUGCGAGCAUUUUUUUGCUGACAGCCAUCAGUGUGGAUCGAUGUCUGUGCACAUGGAUGAUUGUGUGGGUUCAGAACAAACGAACUCUAAACAAAGGCAGAAUCAUCUGUAUAUUUGUGUGGAUUUUAUCCAUCUGCUGCAGCCUCCCUUUUGUCAUCAAUCGCUCAGUACAGGAACAUAAGGGAUUGAAACACUGUGUCUACAACCAGUCAAUUGAUAAAUUACUGUCUCUGUUCACAUACAGGUUCAUGGUUGGCUUUCUAAUUCCCUUCUUGAUCAUUGCAUCUUCAUACAUAGCUAUUGGUGUGCGCGUGAAACGCCUUAAAAGAGGAAAGCAGCUUCGGCCUUUGCGAGUCAUUUUGUCUGUGAUUCUGGCUUUCUUUGUAUGCUGGUUUCCUUUCCAUGUUCAACAACUGUGUCAUGUAAGUGCAGCAAAGUAUAAAUGGAAUGAGAAUGUUCAUAACGCAAUUAAUUCUGCAGGACCUUUUAUUCAGUGCCUGGUUUUUCUAAACAGUUGUCUGAACCCCAUUCUCUAUGUGUUCAUGUGUGAUGAGUAUAAGACAAAACUUAAAAAGUCUCUCCUGCUGGUGUUUGAGGCGGCCUUUUCAGAGGAGCAUAUGCGUUACCUGUCAUCACGUCGUUCUACUUCAUGCUAUUCAGAGUCACUGCCAGGUGAAUUUGGCAAGCAGACAAACGACACAACCAUCUCCUCCUCUGGAAGUGGUCAGGGCAGAACAAGCUUUUAAAUUCAGUCUGGUGAUGAUUGAAAAUAUAAACUUGUAAACCGGAGAUGAAGGUUUCUCAAACAUUCCUCCAUUCGGUCCCACCACAAACUGUUGCCACUAUCUGAGUCAAAGUUGGACGGUUCGAGGAAUCCAAACAAACUGCAUGUAUAGAAGAGAAAAAGACUUAUUUUAUGUUUUUAUAAUUACCUUGUUACACAAAACCUUUAUAUUAUAACGUUGUUAGUGCUGAUGUAUCUUUUGUUGUCUUAAAAAUCAUCAUAAUUGAGGGAACUGAAUAUUUUCUGUUUAUAAUAUUUUGUGACUUUUUUUAAACACAAAGAGUUGUUUUAUAUUAAAUUAAGCCUUUGCCUUAUUGUAACCUUUGCUAUCACCACUGUAAAAAUAGACAAUUAGGAUGUACAACAUAACCAUUACAUAAGCAGAUAUAUUUAUGUUAUGUAUUAUAUUCCAAGGUUUGAUAUUCCCAGAUAGCCACCACCCAAUAUUAUCUGGGAUUAUCCACAUCUGGUGCUGUGACAAUUGCAGUUUAAUACUUACAAAUAAAAUCGAUAUAAAUAA
Messenger RNA from Paramisgurnus dabryanus, 1778 nucleotides. Its product is annotated as C3a anaphylatoxin chemotactic receptor-like. Gene Ontology annotation, molecular function: complement receptor activity; G protein-coupled receptor activity. NCBI's taxonomy places the organism in Eukaryota, Metazoa, Chordata, Actinopteri, Cypriniformes, Cobitidae. The record is from RefSeq and is a predicted model, not a curated record. Gene Ontology annotation, cellular component: plasma membrane. Gene Ontology annotation, biological process: complement receptor mediated signaling pathway; inflammatory response; positive regulation of cytosolic calcium ion concentration.